CGAUGCUGAUUAGCGAAUAUGGAGUAGCUUAGAUGAAAGCCUACUUGUGAUUCGUCAUAAGAAGAUCAACGCUCCCGUGGGCUGAAACAGGCCGGCUUGAGAGGCGGACCCUGGAGUCUUCUUCCAUUUGCAAAUAAAAACUCGACAGUACAGUAGGAAUUUCUCUCUCGUGACUUGUGUCUUGCCUGGAUGGCGGGCACGGUGCUGGGAGUGGGUGCCGGCGUCUUCCUCCUGGCCCUGCUCUGGGUGUCGGUGCUGCUGCUGUGUGUGCUGCUGGCCAGAGCCCCCGGGGUGGCGAGGUUCUCGGUCAUUUUUGUAUUCCUUGGUGCUCUGAUCAUCACAUCAGUUUUGUUGCUUUUCCCCCGGGCUAGUGAAUCCCCAACCCCAGAGGUCGAAUUUAAGAUUGUGGAUGCCUUUUUCAUUGGCCGCUAUGUCCUACUGACUUUCCUCAGUGUUGUCUUUCUUGGAAGCCUCUUCUUGGUUCUGAUUCAUCAUAUCCUGGAGCCAAUCUAUGCCAAACCACUGCGGUCGUACUGAUCCUUUUGGGGAAACCAAGACCCUGUCCUCCCCUCCUUCAUUUUGAUGUCAUUGAUGAGCAGAAUAGGGCACUAUUCAGAGCUUUAUUUUGACAGCUUCUCCAUGCCUUACAAUCUGAGGAAUAUCCAUCCAUCAUUAAGACAAGUCCCUUGAGUCCUGAGUUCCAAAACAGGGUUGCAAAAUUGUCCCCAUGGGGAUAGAUUCUCACCAGCUUAAGAGGGAUGUUGCUGUCUUCUUAGCUCCUGCACCUUGGGUUUCCCAUCUGUUUUGAACGGUAUCAGUGACCUGCUUACAGUAGAUUUUCAAUCAGGAUGUUACCAGGGGAUUUGGGGGAAAGUUGCACUUUGGCUUCUGCUGUCCAAUAGGCAGAAGAAUCUGAUGCUUUUUGAUACUAUGUAAAAUUCCUAGUUACAAGGUUGGGGAUCAUUUGGAAAGGAAAGGCACUCAAAGUUCAAAAAGUUAUUUUAAUGGAAUGAUUUGGAAGGUUUAUUCAGAUCUUGGUUAUUGAUAGCUCCAUACAUGUUAUUCCACAGAACUCUAUAAAGGCAAUGGGUCUCCCAUCCCUCUACUCUAACAAAGCAAUCCAAAAGAAGACAGAGACAGAAGCAACAAAGGGCCAACUUUCACUUCAAACUCUUGGCCACAGCUUUCUGAAUCCAGUAUUACUAUAUCUUAAGUUUGCUUGGGGAUUAGAGGAAGGGUAUGGAAAUGCUGGUUGUUUGUCUUACAACUAUGUAGUCUUUGGGUUCUUUUUCUUCUGGGGUUCUGUAGCCUCUGUGUGCCUUAUUCUAUAACUGUAACAGCCUAUUUGGGGUUAUUGUAAUCUCUUUGCAUCUUCAUAGCCCUUUCUCCAAAGCUGAUGAGGAAGGUAUAUUGUCAGGAUUAGAUAUAACUUUAUACCUGUCUGAGAUCCCAGACCAGUGAGCUUCAUCAUUAAAUGAAGGGGCUCUGGGCUGGUUCCACUUUGGAAGGCUUAUCCUGACUCCCUAGAGCUAUUUGAAGAAGAAUCUCCUGGCUUAAAAUUCAGAACCAGAAAACAAGUUGGAAAGAGAACAUCAACUGAGUACACACAAUAUGCAAGUAGCACACUAGGUGCUUUGAAGUUUAAUUUAUUUAAUUUUUCCCACAAUCUAUUUAUCAUCAUCCUCAUUUUAAGGUAGAAAGAAAUUGAGGCUUAAAGAGAAUAACUAACUGCCCACAUUCCACAUAAUAGACGGAGUGCCAGCCCAGGCUUGGCAAACUCCAAAGCCCAUCCAGGGCUGGGAAGACAGAAGAAGCAUGUUGGAACUUUGACCUUGGGAAAGGUUAGGGCUACUUCUCUUUAACUUCCUCCAUGGCUCCUGCUGUCAGUGUAGAGAAGGUCACCCAGCCUCUACCCCAGAGCAGAGAACUGGAGACUUUUGAACUGUAGGCUAGCUGGUGAGGGCAAGUCCAGUUAUCCCUACUCUUGAACUAUAUCUGACUCAGUUUGGAAAAAUUUUGCAGAUAAAGCUUUAGCAUUGAAAGCUUCAAAGGAAACAGCUUCUUAAUCUGGCCCAGGACCCACAGGGAAGAAAAGACAGAAACAGCCUUCCAGACAGAUUGGAGGAAAGAGAGAACACUGAAACGCUGAGGGAAGUGGGGCAAACUGGGGGGCUGCGUGAUACCGUGCUGCUCUCUGGCCUCUUGCACUGAGGCUUCUCAGGCACCAUGAAUCUCCAUGCCAAGAUGCUGAGCCAGCCCCUGUGGGACACUGAGGCCCUGUAAGCACAGGCUGCCAUUUUUCACCUUCUCCAGGGCAACUUCUGGCUGAUAAAGCAAAUCUGAGAAAAGUCUUGUAGGCUGUGCUGAUCACGAAUCCAUCUUUUUUAUUCUCCCCCCAAAAGAGGUGUCCAGCUGUUAGACUGAUGGAUAAUAGGCAUGAGGUUUUGGUUGAAUACAUGGAGAAAAGUAUAUUAAACUUGGGAACUUUAAAUUCAUCCCCAAAUACCACUGCUAGCUAAUGUUUUUUUACACAGAUGUAAAGGACAGGCUUGUGUAUUAGAAGCUGAGCUUUAGACAAAAAAAAAAAAAAAAAAAAAGAAAAGAAAAAUCUACUUUGUACCGAGUAUAUUUCAGCUUGGCCUGACACCUAUAUCCUGAGUUUUUAAUUGCCAGCUGUGGGGAAAUAAAUAAAUGAUAAAUUACUUUCUACCUGCCUACUCAAAGGAGUCAUAUCCAACCCUGGGAAAAAGCAUGGGGUUGAGCCAAGAAGUGGAAUUCCAGGAGGGCACAAAUUGAACUUCACUGAGAGUUCUGCACGGGGCAUCCCUGUGACCAAGGUGUGAUAUGACCCCAUCUCUGGGACCCACUAACCAGUCUUCGAUCGGGAGCCUUAGAGCAGGUGAUGGUGCACUGUUCCCUGCCCAGAGCAGACCGCUUGGCAAAGGAGACUGUGGUGGUCUCCGUGGCUUAGAAGGUGGAGAGGGAGAGGGAGUCUGGGCUUCUCUAUAAGAAACCAGAUUAUAUCAGAACCUUUUAAAAUCAAAUCCUGAUGAAAGCCAAUUUAGCAGGACACCACUCUACCCCUGCAACACAGAGAUCUGUUGGAUCGACACUGAGGGUUAUGUUCUAGAAGUUUCUCAAGCCUGCCAAACACAGCCUGUUGAUCUGCCCCUGCCCCACACUGGGAGAUUUUUGAGAAAUUUAGUAAGUUUCUCAUUUAUAAAAAUGGAAGUAAAACUAACAUUCUUAAUUGAUUCCUGGUAUCAUAUAUUUAGUCGCUAAAUGCAUCAGAAUUAUUGUACCACAUUUUGGACCAGGGAGGGUGUAGCCAUCCCUUCGUGCAUGCAACACGUAUCGCCAUUCCGUCAUCCAUUUACUGCACGCUUGCUGGGUUUAAAGCACUGUUCCUGGUGGUGUAAACCAAUCUGCAAACUAAGCUCUGAGAUGUCCACACUGUUUUCAUAACUCCAUCCCAAAUUAUUUUUAGAUGUUUUUAUCUUAACAAAAUAGUCCAUUUCUUGUUCUGUUCUUUAAGAUGUAAACUUUUCUAUCAACUCUUAAUUCAUUGCUGUUGCAGUUGAAGCAUUUUUUGUUGUAUUUUCUCUUGUUCAAUGUGUGAAGAAACUUGCUGCAAUUAUUUUAUGGAUGAGAAAGUGAGCAUAGAGAGGUGAAGAGGUUUAAAAAGUUUCACACUAGUUAGUAGUAGGGCUGAAACAUGACAUCAGGAUUCCUGACAGCUCAUUUCUCAGAUAGUUUAAAAAUCAUUUUGGCUUUCAAACAACUCCUUAUAUUUACAUUGUUUAAUGCUGUCUCUUAGCUAUUUCUAUUGCCAUUUCCCUAACCCACUUCCAAAAAUGGUAAAAGUUUCAUUAAAGAAUUCUCAUUAA
Choloepus didactylus (southern two-toed sloth) is the source of this 3887-nucleotide messenger RNA. It is a transcript of the gene TMEM218, whose product is annotated as transmembrane protein 218. Lineage: Eukaryota; Metazoa; Chordata; Mammalia; Pilosa; Megalonychidae. The transcript is spliced from 5 exons. The coding region runs from base 190 to 537 and encodes 115 amino acids. The record is from RefSeq and is a predicted model, not a curated record.